AUGCUUAAAAACAGUAGUUUGUUCAUUGAUUCUGAUUUUGUUGUAUGUAAUUGCACUCAUAUCACUCUCCGUCAACUGUCUUCAAGCUGUUUGACCAGUUUAAUUAGACAAGCAAUCGCUGCUCCACAGAAUCCACCUUUUUGGCAAAAUGAAGAACUUACUAUUCAAGUACUUGAUCCAUUAACAGCUCUAUCUGAUAAUAUUAUCUAUGAUGAUGUACGAGAAGAACAAUUAAAAUGUGUUCAACAAUUAUUACAUUGUUGGGGUGAACAAGUACGCUACAGUUGGCUUAGAAUCAUUGAAAUUAUUGGAGUAAUAAGAGAAAGCUACAAAGUAGAUUUAAUUCAGACGUCAUUUAAAUGCUUCAAAUUAAUUGUUACAGAUUAUUUAUCAACUUUACUGCCGAAUUGUUAUUUAGUUUGUGUUGAAACUGCAGCACGUUUUGGACAUCAAAAACAAGAUUUAAAUAUUGCUUUAGCAGCUAUAGGAUCCUUACUACAUUUAGCGGACUUUUUUAUGGAACAGAAAAAUAUUCCACAUGUUGUGUCUGAUACAGUCAACUCUCCAGUUGAUUUAAAACAAUUAUGGAUUAGUGUAUUUCAUAAAUUGGCUGACUUAUGCUUAGAUCGUAGACCAGCCGUUCGAAAGUCUGCAUGUCAAACAUUAUUCAAUACAAUUGAAUGUCAUAGUGAACAGUUCGACGAGGAUACAUGGUCUACUUUAUUAUGGAAGAUAUUGUUUCCUUUAUUAUCAAAUGUGCACAGUUUAUAUCAAAAUGCACCUGUGGAAAAAAUUAGCGACAAACCGAAUAGUUUAUUAAUUCAUCAUAGUCGUGAUACUGUAUCUAAACAAUGGGCUGAAACAGUUGUACUGACACUGUCUGGUGUAUCACAUUGUUUCAUAUCGAAACAAUCACAAUUAUUAACACUUAAUGAUUUUACAAAAUGUUGGCAAAUAUUACUUGAUCAUUUAAAAGUCACUGCUCUGAUGGAUGGUGGAGAGAUUUCUUUAGCUUCAUUAAAUUGUAUGAAAAUUCUACUUGAUAUACAAUUGCCUCCUAAUCCUCCUUCAACACCAUCAUCUACAUCAUUGCCAACAGCAAAAUUAAUUUGGUCUGCUUAUUGGGAAACUUGGCUGCAAAUUGGAAAACAAUCGAUAGCAUUUGCUCAAUCCACUAAUCAUCAGAACAAUAACAACAAUAACUCUCUUGCUCUUACUACAAAUGUAUCUGUAAACUGUUUACCAACUCAAUACUCUAAUGAUAACAGGGAUAUGAAUGUAACAAUUGAUGAAAAUGGUCAAAAGAUUUGUUAUCCUUCAUUUUUAUACUUGCCAAGUUUAUCAUUUAUCACUUUAUACUUUGAUUUAUUCAUACCAAUAUUUAAUUAUAUUAAAGAAGAUUUUCAAUUGCAUGAUUUUGAUCGAUUAGCUGAAUUAUUAAAAAUUGGUGUAUUAAUUCCAUUGUAUAUUAAUUGUUUACUGCCAACUACUACUACUACAACAAAUAUCAUGAGUACAAUCUUAUCAACUACACCUUCCAUGUCAAUUGAUGAUGGUACAUUGAAUUCAUUACAAGAAUCUGUAUUACACUGUUUACAUUGUCUUGUACAGAAUUUUAGUUCUGAUCGACAUAAAGAUGCACAUCAUAAUGCUAAUAACAGUAUGACCAACAACCAUUCCGUUUCACUACUUCCACGUGUAUUACAAUUGCUGUUGACACUAGCUGGUUAUGCUGUUCGAAUACCCAAACCAGAUCAUGCAGAUAAUUAUCGUUUUGAUGUUGUUCCACUCAAUUAUAUUGUAUUUGCUGAAAAAUCUUUAUUAAUUGCUGUGGAUUUAUAUCAAACAACUGUUACAUGGCCUGAAAUGUUCAAUGUUGAAAUACUUGACUCAAUAAUUGAAACUCUACAUCAACCAAUGGCAUUGAAAUAUGCAUGUCCAUCACAGACUACAUGGAUACUUGCAUGUCGAUGUUUUUUCCAAGUGAUUACUGCUGGUGUUUUCGUUGUAUCAAAUCAAUCAAUGAACAAAACAAAAACUUAUAAUUUCAAUAAGAAAGAUGCUCAUUCAGAUGACGGAAAUGUUACAUCAUCAAAUCAUGAUUUAUGCAAACAUAUUGUGGAUGCUAUUCAGGAUUUUCUUUUUUGUCAAAAUCAACCACUAUCAUCCUUAUCAACUGAAGAGUUUCAGCUACAUGAAGAAUUAGACUGUAAAUUUGUAGAUUUAAUCAGCGAUUUAUUCUUGUCAAAUCCUGCUCAAUUACCAGAAUUUUUCAUUAGUCGUUUAAUUAAUUUACUCAGUUUGGGUUCUGUUCAAUCGGCUAUUCCAGUUAAUGUAAUUCCUAAUGAUGAAGUGAAUAGUGGUAAUAACAACAAUGAAGAUUAUGAUCUGAAUAUAUCAUCAAAUCAACAUAAUUUUAUCAAUCAUUCAAAUAAUCAACCAUCUACUACCUACCGUCUUUUUAAUGAAUCUCACAAUGAGAUAAAAUUGUCUAAAGGACUAGGUCGAGCUGUUCGCCAAUUGAAUUCGAUAACCUCACUACCUCAAGAUGCACUUAUAAAUGAAUCUUUGAACUGGGACAUUGAUCUUGAUCGUUUGAGACAAUUGACGUUUCGAGAAAAUUUUUCUCGUUUAUGUUUUGGCAAAUUAUUAUCACAUGCUUUUUCAACUCCUUCAGAUCGAAGAUUAUCUUCAACUACAUUAACACCAGUGUCAUUAGAGAAUGGGCAUGUUGAAAAUACUAAUGGUUAUAAAAUGAAUCCAUUGAAUACAAAUUUUUCACUUAUGGUUAGUAAAACAGCUGUACGUAGUAUUCUUCAACGAUGUCGUUCGAUAUUGAUUAAAUUUUAUCAGUCGUCGCGAUUAAUUGGAAAAUGUCCACUACCUCGUGCUCGUUUAUCAGAAAUUAGCUAUGUAUUCAAAGCAUUGACAAUUAUGUUAACAUCACUUCGAUCUGUUCCAAUUCAACAUGAUGUGGAUGAUUCAAUCUGGUCCAGUAUAAUUCAAUUAUAUCCUCAUAUUGUUGAUUGCAUUCUUGUAGUUGGUGGAAAUAAUCAGAUGGCCAUAGCUUUGCAUCAUCUUUUAAGACUUUAUGGUGAAUUUCUUGCUCCAUCACAUUUGUGUCCAGAAGCUAGUAACAAUACUACUGAUAUUGAUCUUAGUAAUAGUACUAGUAACAACAAUGUUCACACUUCAAAUAUUGCGAAUAGUACUGCCAACAACAACAUCGGUAAAAAUGUAACAUCAUUGAAUAGGACAUAAUUGAUUGACACGUAACUUGUUGUUUUUUUUAAAUGAUACUUUUUACAUUUGUGAUAUGUUUUACAUAACUUGCUGACAAACCUACUCUAUUCAUAUUAUGGCUGUGGGGAUCUUUGUGUAAUCUCUGUCUCCCACUCUCCUAGUAUGACAAUUAUCUAUCUCCUUAAUUUGCGUUACCUUCUAUCAACGGUUUAUCCUAUUUGAUUUUAUCCUCUUUUUCUGCUUUUUUUCUCCUUGUACACCAUUCUGUUCAACUACUUUUUUUUUCGGACAAACAAAAUAUCUUUUGUAUAUUUCCACAGUGCAUACCCACUUUUUUUUUUUUAAUAAAUUAUUUAAAUUUUCAAUUCAUUUGUUUUUUUUAAUUUAUAUCGUAUAAUUUUGUUGUUUAAUGUGAUUUUUAUCACUAUAUUUAAGGAAAAAAAUUACUGACCACUUUGUUAAAAUUCUUUGUAUAAAAAAGCUAAUGAAGUAAAAAAU
This is a messenger RNA of Schistosoma turkestanicum, 3741 nucleotides long. Lineage: Eukaryota; Metazoa; Platyhelminthes; Trematoda; Strigeidida; Schistosomatidae. The record is from the annotation of a GenBank genome assembly.